GUAUCUCCCAACUGUAGCCAACAUGAAGUUUAUGAUCAUCGCCGCUUUGGCCGCUGUGGCCUUCGCCGCCCCCCAGUACAGCUACGGCCCUCCCGAAGGCACAAGCGAAGAGGUCGCUGCCCCUCGGAACAUCCCUAUUACCCCAAUUGAAGAGUCCAGUGAAGAGGUCGAGGUGGUGCCUAUCCUGAGGGACGACCGUGUCCACGAAGAUAAUGGCAAGUACAGCUUCGACGUAGAGACUGGCAAUGGCAUCGUCCUGUACCAGUCUGGUUCUCCCGACGGUCCCGAUGGAGCUGUGGUUAAAGCUGGAGAAUACUCCUACACUGCUCCUGACGGCACACACGUCGUUGUGAAGUUCGUCGCCGACGAGAACGGCUACCAGCCCCAGUCUGACCUGCUGCCAGUGGCUCCCGCCUUCCCCCACCCAAUCCCUCAAUUCGUGCUGGACCAGAUCGCUUUCGCUGCUGAGGAGGACGCUGCCCGCGCCCGCGCUGAGGCUGUUGCUUCUUCAGAGGAAGUCAGCGCCCCUGCCCCCUACUACGGCGCUCCUCAGUAGCGUUUAUCAUGCGAGAACUUCAGGAUUUAUUUAUUAUUUAUAUAUGUGAACAAAAGAAGUAAAUUAAACAGAUAAUCAAUUAU
This is a messenger RNA of Homarus americanus (American lobster), 639 nucleotides long. RefSeq names its product cuticle protein AMP1A-like. Gene Ontology annotation, cellular component: chitin-based extracellular matrix. Lineage: Eukaryota; Metazoa; Arthropoda; Malacostraca; Decapoda; Nephropidae. The record is from RefSeq and is a predicted model, not a curated record. Gene Ontology annotation, molecular function: structural constituent of chitin-based larval cuticle. The transcript has 3 exons. Bases 23 to 556 code for a protein of 177 amino acids.